CCGCCCCGCGGCGGGACCUACCACCCGGCGCCGAGCGGGAGGGGGGAAACGGCGCCCGCCGCCGCCGGGAGGCCGGGAGGAGCCCCAGCGCCCCCCCGCCCGGCUCGUGGCGGCGCCGGCGCCCACGCCGCGGCGGCCCCACCCUUCUCGGCCCUCGGCUGCCCGGGCGGCGUUCGCUCUGCUGGUGGAUGCUGCGCCUGUCGGAGCGGAACAUGAAGGUGCUCCUCGCCGCCGCCCUCAUCGUGGGCUCGGUCUUCUUCCUGCUGCUGCCGGGACCCUCCGCGGCCGACGAGAAGAAGAAGGGGCCCAAAGUCACCGUCAAGGUGUACUUUGACCUACGAAUUGGAGAUGAAGAUGUGGGCAGAGUGGUCUUCGGUCUCUUUGGAAAGACUGUUCCAAAAACAGUGGAUAAUUUCGUGGCCUUAGCUACAGGAGAGAAAGGAUUUGGCUACAAAAACAGCAAAUUCCAUCGUGUAAUCAAGGACUUCAUGAUCCAGGGCGGAGACUUCACCAGGGGAGAUGGCACAGGAGGAAAGAGCAUCUACGGCGAACGCUUCCCCGACGAGAACUUCAAGCUGAAGCACUACGGGCCUGGCUGGGUGAGCAUGGCCAACGCAGGCAAAGACACCAACGGCUCCCAGUUCUUCAUCACCACGGUCAAGACGGCCUGGCUAGACGGCAAGCAUGUGGUGUUUGGCAAAGUUCUAGAGGGCAUGGAUGUGGUGCGGAAGGUGGAGAGCACCAAGACAGACAGUCGUGACAAGCCCCUGAAGGACGUGAUCAUUGCAGACUGUGGCAAGAUCGAGGUGGAGAAGCCCUUUGCCAUUGCCAAGGAGUAGGGCACCAGGGACCCGUCCAUUUGAGCAACUGUCUGUGCAGGCCCUGUUGCCUCCGUGGGGGUGAAGAUAGUCUGCCACGGGGCUCUGUGCGGCCCUAGCCCUAGAGCUGGCAUCUGACGGCGCGGACCCACUCCCCUCACAUUCCACAAGCCCACGGGUCCAGUUUUUAACAAACUCCUACCAACACUGACCAAUAAAAAGAGAUGUGGGUUUUUUAUAAA
Microcebus murinus (gray mouse lemur) is the source of this 1060-nucleotide messenger RNA. It is a transcript of the gene PPIB, whose product is annotated as peptidylprolyl isomerase B. Gene Ontology annotation, molecular function: cyclosporin A binding; peptidyl-prolyl cis-trans isomerase activity. Gene Ontology annotation, cellular component: cytoplasm; intracellular membrane-bounded organelle. The record is from RefSeq and is a predicted model, not a curated record. Gene Ontology annotation, biological process: protein folding; protein peptidyl-prolyl isomerization. Lineage: Eukaryota; Metazoa; Chordata; Mammalia; Primates; Cheirogaleidae.